AUGGAAUGUUAUAUACAUUUAUCAACCUUUUCUUUAUCGAUGCUUUUAGACAUGUGUGGAGUUUCUGAUAUAUCCCAAACGUUAGAGAAUCAAUACAUCAAACGUGAAGGUAUAACAUUAUUACAAAAAGACUUUAUUUCUCUCAAUAAAAUCAAUGCGAAUACAAAUUAUGCCUCGAAUAA
Messenger RNA from Dentiscutata heterogama, 182 nucleotides. NCBI's taxonomy places the organism in Eukaryota, Fungi, Glomeromycota, Glomeromycetes, Diversisporales, Gigasporaceae. The record is from the annotation of a GenBank genome assembly.